CGUCGGCCCGCGGCCUUUCUCCUGUGGAGCGGAGCUGUGCGGGGCCGGCUCGGGAAGCGCCGCCGCUGGAGGGAGGCGGGUCCCCGGCGCUGCCUUCGGAGCCGCCCGGGGCCGAGAUGCGCCGGGCCCGCCGCGCCCUGUCCCCGGGGGCCCUGCCACGGCGGCGGAGGCCGGGCCGCCCUGCAGGAACAGGAAGGCUUUGGCUCGGUGGGUACCUGACUGAUUUUGUAACGGUGCCUUGAGAGACCAAGAACCUUGGUUUGAUUUCUACCGCUGAUCAUUCUCUGUUCAAAAGUAUCUCAGCAUGGGGAGGAUCAGUGUCUCCUGCCUGUUUCCUGCUUCCUGGCAUUUUAGCAUCUCCCCAGUGGGAUGCCCACGAAUUCUGAACAGCAAUCUGCGACAGAUCGUUGUCGUUGGCAUCCUGGCUGCUGCUGUCUCCUUGUUGUAUUUCUCUGUCAUCAUAAUCCGACAUAAGUAUGGGCGCUUGUCCCGGGAUAAGAAGUUUCACAGGUAUCUGGCCCGAGUGACCGACACUGAAGCUACUGACACCAACAACCCCCACAUCAAUUAUGGCGUUGUGGUGGACUGCGGGAGCAGCGGUUCUCGGAUCUUUGUCUAUUGCUGGCCCCGGCACAACGGCAAUCCCCACGAUCUCUUGGAUAUCAGACAGAUGAGGGACAAAAACCGAAAGCCGGUGGUGAUGAAAAUAAAGCCAGGCAUAUCAGAGUUUGCUACCUCUCCAGAAAAAGUCAGUGAUUAUAUUUCUCCACUUCUGAGUUUUGCUGCAGAACAUGUGCCGAGGGAAAAACAUAAAGAGACCCCUCUCUAUAUCCUCUGUACGGCCGGGAUGAGAAUCCUUCCGGAAAGUCAGCAAAAAGCCAUAUUGGAAGAUCUUCUGACAGACGUCCCAGCACACUUUGACUUUCUGUUCUCUGACUCUCACGCUGAAGUUAUUUCAGGGAAGCAGGAAGGUGUCUAUGCUUGGAUUGGCAUUAACUUUGUCCUCGGGCGAUUUGAGCACGUUGAAGAUGAUGACGAGGCAGUCGUGGAAGUGAAUGUUCCUGGGGGUGAGAGCCAAGCAGCUAUUGUCCGCAAAAGGACAGCGGGUAUUCUGGACAUGGGCGGAGUGUCGACCCAGAUAGCUUAUGAAGUUCCCAAAAGUGUAAGCUUUGCCUCCUCACAGCAGGAAGAAGUAGCCAAAAAUUUGCUGGCUGAAUUUAACCUGGGCUGUGAUGUCCAUCGAACUGAGCAUGUGUACAGAGUGUAUGUAGCCACGUUUCUUGGCUUUGGUGGCAAUGCAGCCCGGCAGAGAUAUGAAGACAGCAUAUUUGCCAACACCAUGCUAAAGAACAGGCUCCUGAGUAAGCAGACAGGCCUAACUUCUGAUACUCCGUAUCUGGACCCUUGCCUGCCCUUGGACAUUCAGGAUGAAAUUCAGCAGAAUGGGCAAACCAUGUACCUGCGGGGAACUGGAGACUUCACCCUGUGCCGGAAGACUCUCCAGCCGUUCAUGAACAAGACAAAUGAGACCCAGACUUCUCUCAAUGGAGUCUAUCAGCCUCCAGUUCACUUCCAGAACAGUGAAUUCUAUGGCUUUUCAGAAUUCUACUAUUGCACUGAGGACGUGUUAAGAAUGGGGGGAGAUUACAAUGCUGCUAAAUUUAUUAAAGCUGCCAAGGAUUAUUGUGCCACAAAGUGGUCCAUCUUGCGGGAACGCUUCGACCAGGGACUGUAUGCCUCUCACGCUGACCUCCAUCGGCUGAAGUAUCAGUGCUUUAAGUCGGCCUGGAUGUAUGAGGUGUUUCACAGAGGCUUCUCAUUUCCAGUUAAUUAUAGCAAUUUAAAGACGGCCUUGCAGGUUUAUGACAAGGAAGUGCAGUGGACACUGGGAGCAAUCCUGUACAGAACCCGGUUUUUACCUUUGAGAGACAUCCAGCAGGAGACCUUCCGGGCCAGCCACGCGCACUGGCGAGGCUUCUCCUUCGUCUACAACCACUACCUUUUCUCGGCCUGCUUCCUGGUCGUCCUCUUCUCCAUCCUCCUCUACCUGCUGCGCCUGCGGCGGAUUCACCGGCGCAAGCUGUGGAGCAGCUCGGCGGCCUCCCUCUGGAUGGAGGAAGGACUCCCAGCCCAGAAGAUUUCUGGAGCCUUGUGAGCCAGGGCACGAGGGCCUGGGGACUCGGAAAAGAAAAAGCCAUUUUUGCCUCAGGGGUUCUUCUCAUUUCUCCCUAUUUUUUUCUCCAUAUUUGGUCCCUCCAAAUAACAGCAAAACACAUUUUUAAAAGACCUGCCUUCCCAGCAGUCUGGUGUUUACUUAUUUUUGGAAACUGCUUAGGGACAGGAAGGUCUAAGGGCACUUUCCUACUGGGGCCGGGCUGGGGUAAGAGGAGCACCUUGGGAUUGAAGAAGACUUCCUGCUGCCGACGGAGAGGGACAGUCUGUAAUUCCUCUUCCUCCCACUGUGGAGUGAGCUCCUCAGCCUGACGAGGGAAAUGGGUGUUUGCUUCGUAUUUAUUUUUCAGGCCUGCUAUUCUGCAAUUUCAUUGAAGAUGUUUGAAAAUCCUGAGCCGCCCAAACAGAGGAUGGGGGGGUGAGGUGUUGACAGGCUUUAAAAUGGUAGUGAAGAGACCUAUAAAGUGUGAAAUGUCGAUUGACUCUUGUGUAUAGAUGGGGUGUGUGCAUGUGUGUGUGUGUGUGAGUGUGUGUACAAAAUUAUGAUGAAUUUGAGUGAGGAUAGAGAAAACCUGCCCUCCCCUGCUAGAACUCUUUCUUAAAAACAAAAGAGGGGGCAGCUAGGUGACGCAGUGGAGACAGCACUGGCCCUGGAUUCAGGAGGACCUGAGUUCAAAUCCGGCCUGAGACACUUGACACUAGCUGUGUGACCCUGGGCAAGUCACUUAACCCUCAUUGCCCUGAAAAAACAAACAAACCCAAAAGAAAACAAACUUUAAGACCACUAUUGUUUCAUUUGUGUUAAGAGAAGUCCCUCCCCCCCUCCCCUCCCCUCCAGUGAGAAGCUGCAAUCUUUCACUGACAGGGUGACCACCCCUUUCUCCCUCCUGUCUCCAUGUGCUGGAAGCUCUUUUAGUGCUUGGCACUCUGAAGAGUGAGGUGGUUAAUAACAGGGACCCGGCGUACUUAGAAAAGUCCUCUGUUUGUCUGGUUUCUUUGGCCUUGGUCACUUUUCCUCCUUUAAAUUGAUGCCUUGAGACUUGACUAAAAGUGGCCCUCACAAAAGCUCUGUUUGUAGAUAGAAAACAUCAGCUGGGCGGGGGUGGGGGGAGCUGGCUCUCCCCCUGUUGUAAUGAGGCUACAUCCGCAAAGCUCUUAGAGACCCAGGCAAGGAGAGUGUAGGCCCUGGCUUAGAGGGGAUGAGCCCACGGUCCAGAUGCUUCAGACAUUCUGAGGAAAAAAAUGGAUUUGAAGGAAAACCUGAGAAUGAAAACCAAAUUGAAACCCAGGUGGUGUGGGGCGCCUUCCCUACUGCACAAUCCCACUGGUAGAAACUGGGAGUGUUGGAGGUAGCAAAGUCUGGUCACUGCCCAGAGUGAAGAGUCUCUUGCACGGGAGGCCCAUCGGCAGGCAGCACAUCUCUGUUUUCUGUGUUGUCACUGGCUUUUCCUCUCCAUGAGUUUAAAGUCAGCUGAAAGGAUGGAAUUUUGCAAUUGGGCUGUUUGCCCAACAGUUUGAGAACUUUCAAGUCAGGUUUCCUGAAACACUCUGUUGUCAAAAACAUCAUAUGAUGAAAUAUUGCAGAGGACACAGUCUUCCCUCCUGAUGUAAAUUCUCUAAAGACGGAAGUCCCCCAAAUGCAAAAGUGACUAGAACGUUCGCCUCCAACACCCCCCACCCCCAGUUGAAGGGUUGGUGAUUGCUGUGCAUUUCAUACUGGAGAGAACUCAGGGAUACUUCCUCAUGGUACCUUUAGAUUUGGCUUCAGAAAUGCUGGUGCACCUUUGGACCUUUGACUCGUGGGGUGCAGUCUCCCUAGUAAGGGAGCAGUGGGAUGAUUAGGUCAGCUUGGAAGGAGGUGGUCCCCAGAGCUGAAGCUGAGGCUAAUCAUCCCACCAGCAGAGCAGACAGUUUUCUUCCUUCCAUGAAGAAGGAAGCGGGGUGGCUAGGUGGCACAGUGGAUAAAGCACUCGCCCUGGAUUCAGAAGGACCUGAGUUCAAAUCUGGCCUCAGAUGCUUGACACUAGUUGUAUGACCCUGGGCAAGUCACUUAACCCUCAUUGCCCCGCAAAACCAAAACCAAAACAAAAAACUACCAUGAAGAAGGAAGAAUGUCAAGGACUUUUGUGGGUGCAUAGCAAUAGCCAAGUCCAGAUGUGGCCACAGCCUGCCUGCUCUUUGGUAUCAGUUGUGUCCGUCCCCAAGGGCUUCAUUCUUCUACUGACCACGGGGGUGUGCCAUGGAAUGCAUUUGCCAGUGAAACCUGAGCCUUCUGGUCCUUUAGUUAUCAAAUCCCUAUUUGGGCCAGCAUCCAAGACGAACAUGUCUAUCAAGGUUUGCUUUUAUCAGGAAGGUCCUGCCUGGAGCAUCCAUGCUUCACAUAGAUCCAGCUGAAGGUGGAAACUUGGGCCUAAGUCAGCCAGCGUUCCAGUGCCCUCCUCUGAGAGGCCAGGCCUAAGCAUUAUUUCCUCCUGGCUUUCACUCCCUAACUUUGCUCCUUGGUUAUUUUCAAGAUGGAUUUCCUAAGAAGGCAGGAAGCGCAUAGCAAAAAGUGAUUUAUUUCCUUCUAAUGACAUUUAAAAAAAAAUAGAAUGGAGUAUUUGGUGAUUGGAAAAUUUAUCAGUUCCCUUGUGCCAAAUAGGAAAUAUUACAUUCCAAUUCCAGUGUUUUUUAGCAUUAUCGGUAGAAGCAAUGCUCAUUUCCCAUUGGCCUCACUCACAUUGCAAAAAAUCUCUUUAAGGGUCUAAAGUUCACUAGGUCUGACUGGUCCAAGGCUGGUGAGUGUCACCCUACAAGUCCCAGCUGUGGUUUGUUUAUGACCUUCUGGGGUCAUCAGGCUAUUAGCAAACACUUGUGAGUUCCUGAUCCAUAUAGCUCUAGGUUUUGCUAUUUAAGAAAUGUGAUUUUCCUGUAGAAAUUCCCACCAACAUUUAUUUACAGAAACCUUCAGUUAGUGGUCUAUCAUGCUGUGUCAGAAGGAGGAUUGGCAGUGAGGCCCUGUUUUGCAAACAGAAUAAAAGGCAGACUGAGCAGGGAGGAGCAGAGUUCAAUAGGAGGGGAAUGACAGCAGCCAAAGAAUGGACAAAGCACCUUGGGCCUGCCAUGACCCCACUUCAGUCCUGUUGUGGAGAGCCCUUCUGGGAAUGUGGUUUCUGAAGCCGACAGGGCCAUGCCAGAGGUUUGCUUUAUGUUCCGACCCUGGGUGGGGAAUCGUGAAAAAAAAAAAUCGUUUUACAGCCACCUUAGCUUGGCCAUCGAAGUGUGGUAACAGAUUUAUAAAGUGGUGAGAUGACAUUUCCCCCCCUCUGACCUGCUGGCUGUGGUGUAUUUACAUUUCAAAAUCAAGACAAUUUAGGGUACAAGAGUAACACUUGGGAGACUAAAUGACAAAAAUGGGUUUUCAAAAAACAACUCCAUCUUUGUGUGGUAAUGUUCAAUGCCAUGAAAGUACGUUAGGUAUUUGGCUAUUUCUGUCUGUGACUCGGGACACUUGGUGCCAAUGCUACCAUCUUCUUACUAUUAUAAGUGAUGUGACUAAUAAUGAAGAAGAAUUCUGGAGCCUGGAGCUGAAAUGGUAGGGUUUUACUGUUGGGAAUUGUAGACAAUGAGGGGAUGUGUUUAAAUUAAACUUGUUCUUUAUCAAAUUGAUGUUUCCUUUCAAAGUCAGUAAUCCUUGUUUUAGAAAACUUUGAGGUGGGAUCUCCACUAAAUCCCUGUAUCCUUUCAUUUUCCAUAUUGUAGCAGCCCCGUGUUGGCACACACGAAUGAAUGGACAUUGGUGGAUGCUGAGAAUAAAGCAGAAGUUCAUGUCAUUA
Molecule: messenger RNA, 5987 nt
Organism: Dromiciops gliroides (monito del monte)
Lineage: Eukaryota; Metazoa; Chordata; Mammalia; Microbiotheria; Microbiotheriidae
Gene: ENTPD4
Product: ectonucleoside triphosphate diphosphohydrolase 4
Exons: 13
Coding region: 305-2155 (616 amino acids)
Biological process (GO): nucleoside diphosphate catabolic process
Cellular component (GO): membrane
Molecular function (GO): nucleoside diphosphate phosphatase activity
Source: RefSeq, a predicted model, not a curated record